GGUGUCAUUGCAACCAAAGUCACGCAACAGAACACCUGCUACAUUUCCAUCAUGAACAGAAGCGAGAUGCCCCUCUUUGAUAACCUGGCCCACCUGGCACAAGAGAGCAGGAACCUGAUCGGUGGUUUUGGAAGAUCUACCAAGAGGAUCACCUUUGUCACCAAUGGACUGGUCAACAACCUCAACUCCUACGGAAUAGACAUCACGGCUAUGUGCAGCGGACUCACCACCUACAUGGCUUACGAAGUUAACACUUCCCAAGGACCCCAGUUGAAUCUGGGAUCAUGCAUUACCCUCGAUGUCCUGAGAGUUGUGGACCUGAAGUACUGCAUUGGCAAUGGCAGUGUCAAUUUCCCGACUCAGCAGAUUCCCAGCGGCAUCUUCAACAACACACAAGUCAUCAUUGGUGGCCAGUCCCAAAUUGUGACCAUCAACAGGCAAUGGCGUGUGGCUGUCAUUGAGCAAAGGAACAUCACUGGGUCCUGGAAAACCAUCUGGAACUACAACACGGGUGUCAUUGCAACCAAAGUCACUCAACAGAACGCCUGCUACAUUUCCAUCAUGAACAGAAGCGAGAUGCCCCUCUUUGAUAACCUGGCCCGCCUGGCACAAGAGAGCAGG
Molecule: messenger RNA, 621 nt
Organism: Pyrgilauda ruficollis (rufous-necked snowfinch)
Lineage: Eukaryota; Metazoa; Chordata; Aves; Passeriformes; Passeridae
Exons: 5
Biological process (GO): regulation of cell population proliferation
Source: RefSeq, a predicted model, not a curated record